CGCGGUGCGGCGGCGAUGCAGAAAGGCAUGCGGCUGAACGACGGCCAUGCCACCUACCUGGGGCUGCUGGCCAAGAAGGACGGGGCGCGGCGCGGCUACCUGAGCAAGCGGAGCGCCGACAACACGCGAUGGCACAGCCGCUGGUUCGCGCUGCUGCACAACAUGCUCUUCUACUUCGACAGCGACGCCAGCUCGCGGCCCUCCGGCCUCUACCUGCUGGAGGGCUGCGUCUGCGACCGCGCGCCCUCGCCCAAGCCCUCGCUCUCCGCCAAGGACUCCCUGGAGAAGCAGCAUUAUUUCACCGUGAACUUCAACCAUGAGAAUCAGAAAACCCUGGAGCUGCGGACGGAGGAUGCCAAGGACUGCGACGAAUGGGUGGCAGCAAUAACUCAUGCCAGUUAUAGGAAUCUUGCUACAGAGCAUGAAGCUUUAAUGCAGAAGUACCUCCAUUUGCUUCAGAUUGUGGAAACGGAGAAAACUGUUGCCAAGCAACUUAGACAACAGAUUGAAGACGGGGAAAUCGAAAUCGAGCGCCUGAAAUCCGAGAUCGCCUCCUUGCUCAAAGACAACGAGCGCAUCCAGUCCAUUCAGACCAGCGCGCCCAACGACGACGACAGCGAUAUCAAGAAAAUUAAAAAGGUCCAGAGCUUCCUGCGCGGCUGGUUGUGCAGGAGGAAGUGGAAGACGAUCAUCCAGGACUACAUCCGCUCGCCGCACGCCGACAGCAUGAGGAAGAGGAACCAGGUGGUGUUCAGCAUGCUGGAGGCCGAGGCCGAGUACGUCCAGCAGCUGCACAUCCUCGUCAACAACUUCCUGCGCCCGCUCCGCAUGGCGGCCAGCUCCAAGAAGCCGCCCAUCACGCACGACGACGUCAGCAGCAUCUUCCUGAACAGUGAAACCAUCAUGUUCCUGCACCAGAUCUUCUACCAAGGCCUGAAAGCGAGGAUCUCCAGCUGGCCGACGCUCGUGCUGGCCGACCUGUUCGACAUCCUGCUGCCCAUGCUGAACAUCUACCAGGAGUUUGUGCGCAACCACCAGUACAGCCUGCAGAUCCUGGCGCACUGCAAGCAGAACCGCGACUUCGACAAGCUGCUCAAGCACUACGAGGCCAAGCCCGACUGCGAGGAGCGCACGCUCGAGACCUUCCUCACCUACCCCAUGUUCCAGAUCCCCAGAUACAUCCUGACGCUGCACGAGCUGCUGGCGCACACGCCUCACGAGCACGUGGAGAGGAACAGCCUGGACUACGCCAAGUCCAAGCUGGAGGAGCUUUCCAGGAUCAUGCACGACGAGGUGAGCGAGACGGAAAACAUCCGGAAGAACCUGGCGAUCGAGAGGAUGAUUAUCGAAGGGUGCGAGAUUCUCCUGGACACCAGCCAGACCUUUGUCAGACAAGGCUCCCUCAUCCAAGUGCCGAUGUCGGAGAAGGGCAAGAUCACGCGGGGGCGGCUGGGCUCCCUGUCCCUAAGGAAGGAGGGCGAGAGGCAGUGCUUCCUCUUCUCCAAGCACCUGAUCAUCUGCACCAGGGGCUCGGGCGGAAAACUGCAUCUGACCAAGAACGGCGUGAUCUCGCUCAUCGACUGCACCUUGGUCGAGGAGCAAGAGAGCACAGAUGAGGAAACGAAAGCAUCGGGGCAAGACGUCGACCACCUGGACUUCAAAAUCGUGGUGGAGCCCAAGGACUCGCCGUCUUUCACCGUCAUCCUCGUGGCCUCCUCCAGGCAGGAGAAGGCUGCCUGGACCAGCGACAUCAGCCAGUGCGUGGAUAACAUCCGGUGCAACGGCCUCAUGAUGAACGCCUUCGAGGAGAACUCCAAGGUCACCGUCCCCCAGAUGAUCAAGUCCGACACCAGCUUGUACUGCGACGACGUGGACAUCCGCUUCAGCAAAACGAUGAACUCUUGCAAGGUCCUGCAGAUCCGCUACGCCAGCGUGGAGCGGCUCCUGGAGCGGCUCACGGACCUGCGGUUCCUGAGCAUCGACUUCCUCAACACCUUCCUGCACUCCUACCGCGUCUUCACCACCGCCCUGGUCGUCCUGGACAAGCUCAUCACGAUCUACAAGAAGCCCAUCAGCGCCAUCCCCGCCAGGUCCCUGGAGCUGCUGUUUGCCAGCAGCCAGAACAACAAGCUCCUCUACGGCGAGCCCCCGAAAUCGCCCCGGGCCAACCGGAAGUUCUCCUCGCCACCGCCCCUGUCCAUCACCAAGUCCUCAUCACCCAGCCGGAGGAGGAAGCUGUCCCUCAACAUCCCCAUCAUCACCGGGGGCAAGGCGCUGGACCUGGCGGCGCUGAGCUGCUCCUCCAACGGCUACGCCAGCAUGUACUCCUCCAUGUCCACCUUCAGCAAGACCACCCUGGACAUCAACAAGCUCUACGUGUCCAGCAACUACCCCAACAAGAUCCCCGACGAAGGGGAGGCGGCCGCGGAGAAGCAGGAGGACUCGCCGCUGAACAAGCAAAGCUCCGAGGUGUCGGUGAGGGAAGAGUCGGACACGGACCAGAACCACAGCGACGAGGCCGAGGCCGAGACCUCGCCGACCAAGUCUCCCACGACUCCCAAAUCUGUCAAGUGCAAAAACUCGUCAGAUUUCUCCUUGUUUUCCUAUAACAACGGAGUCGUCAUGACGUCCUGCCGCGAGCUGGACAACAAUCGCAGCGCCCUGUCAGCCGCCUCCGCCUUCGCCAUCGCCACGGCGGGGGCCAAUGAAGGCACCCCCACCAAGGAGAAGUACCGGAGGAUGUCGUUAGCCACUGCAGGCUUCCCCCCCGACCAGAGGAACGGCGACAAGGAGUUUGUCAUCAGGAGGGCAGCAACCAACAGGGUCCUCAACGUGCUGCGUCACUGGGUCUCCAAGCACUCGCAGGACUUUGAAACCAAUGAGGAACUCAAGUUUAAAGUGAUAAGCUUCCUGGAAGAAGUUAUUCAUGAUCCAGAGCUGUUGACACAGGAGAGAAAAGCGGCAGCCAAUAUCAUAAGGACUUUGACACAGGAAGACCCAGGAGACAAUCAGAUAACGCUGGAGGAGAUCAUACAGAUGGCGGAGGGAGUGAAAGCAGAGCCCUUUGAAAACCACUCUGCUCUGGAGAUAGCAGAGCAGCUGACACUGCUGGAUCACUUGGUCUUCAAGAAGAUCCCGUACGAAGAGUUCUUUGGACAAGGCUGGAUGAAGCUGGAGAAGAACGAAAGGACGCCGUACAUAAUGAAGAACACGAAGCACUUCAAUGACGUCAGUAACUUGAUCGCCUCCGAGAUUGUCCGGAACGAGGACGUCAACGUGAGGGUGAGCGCCAUCGAGAAGUGGGUGGCGGUGGCCGACAUCUGCCGGUGCCUGCACAACUACAACGCCGUCCUCGAGAUCACCUCUUCCCUCAACCGCAGUGCCAUCUUCCGGCUCAAGAAGACGUGGCUCAAAGUGUCCAAGCAGACGAAGGCGCUCAUCGACAAGCUGCAGAAGCUGGUGUCGUCGGAGGGCAGAUUCAAGAACCUGAGGGAAGCUCUGAAGAACUGCGACCCGCCCUGCGUCCCCUACCUGGGCAUGUACCUGACGGACCUGGCCUUCAUAGAGGAGGGGACCCCCAACUACACGGAGGACGGCUUGGUGAACUUCUCCAAGAUGCGGAUGAUCUCCCACAUCAUCCGAGAGAUCCGCCAGUUCCAGCAGACCUCCUACAAGAUCGAGCAUCAGCCCAAGGUGACGCAGUACUUGCUGGACCAGUCGUUCGUGAUGGACGAGGAGAGCCUCUACGAAGCCUCCCUACGGAUAGAGCCCAAGCUGCCGACCUGAAGGCGAGGGGCGGGCGGCAGCCCCGUGUACACACGCUAUAUCAUAUGUAUAUACCUACUCGUUUCUGUUGGACGCCCUAGAUUGACUUCGUAGUAUGUGCUUCUCGGAGGAAACCUCUCCGCCUUGUUAUUAGACCCCCGUAGACCCUGGCGUAGGCCUCCCUGCAUUGUUUUAAGGAUUCACGCAUAAACAUUGUUGGAUACAGUCCCGGUUUAUUUUAA
Messenger RNA from Alligator mississippiensis (American alligator), 4007 nucleotides. It is a transcript of the gene RASGRF1, whose product is annotated as Ras protein specific guanine nucleotide releasing factor 1. NCBI's taxonomy places the organism in Eukaryota, Metazoa, Chordata, Crocodylia, Alligatoridae. Gene Ontology annotation, cellular component: plasma membrane. Bases 16 to 3786 code for a protein of 1256 amino acids. The transcript has 27 exons. Gene Ontology annotation, molecular function: guanyl-nucleotide exchange factor activity; protein binding. Gene Ontology annotation, biological process: Ras protein signal transduction; positive regulation of GTPase activity. The record is from RefSeq and is a predicted model, not a curated record.